Molecule: messenger RNA, 2574 nt
Organism: Ambispora gerdemannii
Lineage: Eukaryota; Fungi; Glomeromycota; Glomeromycetes; Archaeosporales; Ambisporaceae
Source: the annotation of a GenBank genome assembly
AUGAAAGUAUUCGUGCAGCCAGCACUUUGUUCAACAACACUCGUUUAUCGCCCAAAAUCUUUAAUUGUUACAACCUGGAUCCUUGAUGUACCGAUGCGUCCAAAUAAAUUAACUGUUCAACUAUGGACAAAUUUAACCUCCUCGCAUUCUUCGCACUGGAUCAGCAUCGAAUUUAAAGAAUUAAAUGAUGGAAAAGCAUCAAAAAUAAUUGGAUGUGAUGUUAAAGAAAACUAUCGAACAUUUAAAGCUGUGGUUUUUACUAACCAUAUUAAUGAAGGAUAUUAUGAAUUUACUGUAAGAUUCAAAAGAGAGGGAGAUAAUGAAUGGCAAUGGGUCAGCAAGAACACAAAUCAGAAUGGCAAAUUAUUUGUGACCAAUAUCACUCAGAAGGUUGAACGGGGAAACAAACUGAUAAAUUCGAUUUUUUGUCAAAAAAUGGGAGAUCAACAUGUCAAUUACAAUUUGCAAGAUAAUAUUGAUUGCUGGUGCGUGUCAAGCGAUGCCAAGUUUAAUAAUGGACAACCAACUAGUGUCAAUAUUGGAAAUUUACAGAAUGUGGUUCGAUUUAUUGCAUUACGACGUCUCAAUGCUUGGUGGAUAGAACCAAUAACGGGCACUGGUAAACUAGACAUACAAGAUAUGGACGUUUAUUACAUACUAAUUCAACAAUCAACAAGUUAUUAUGUUGUCCUGAUUCCUCUGGCGUCUGACGGAUGCACAAGUAGUUUUCGAACCGAUAAAGAUGGGAACUUGCAAUUGUCUACCAUAAAUGAUAGCGGAAGUACUGCCACUGCGAAAUUUAUUGUUGGUUUUGGACAAGAUCCGUAUAUUGUUUCUCGCGCAUGCAUGAAACUUAUAAAAAUUCUUCUUGGAACUCUUGGCAAAUCUGAGGAAAACAAGGAUAAAAAGGAAGAACAAUUUUAUUAUGAUCACCUUGGAUAUUGUACUUGGAACGCAUUUUAUAAGAACGUACGUGGUCAAGACAUAAUGGAUACCUUGAAAUCAUUAGAUAGUGUUGGUGUACAUGUAGGUUAUGUUAUAUUAGAUGAUGGAUGGCAACAGGUUAAUCAAAUUGAUCAGCUAAAGAGCUUUGAACCUGAUCCUAAAAAGUUUCCCGAAGGAUUAAAAGGAUUGAUAAGCAAAGUUAAAGGAAAAUUCCCUUAUUUAAAACAUUUUGGGGUUUGGCAUACUCUUUGGGGCUACUGGUAUGGAGUUGAUCCUUCUUCUGAACUAUCAUCCAUCUACAAAGUAGAACGGGUAAAAAAGAAUGAUGGUCGACCAACUUGCCUUAUUGCAGCACAAGAUAUUCAAAAAUUUUACGAUGAUUUUUACAAUUAUUUAAGAGAUCAAGGAGUUAGUUUAGUAAAAGUUGAUUCACAAGGAAACUUUGAUUUGAUCUGUUAUGGAGAAAUUAAACAUCGAAAAUGGUGGCAAGAAUAUCAGAUGUUAUCUGGUCCAGGAUCAGAAGAUUUGGGUGGUAUAAGUAGACCGCUAUUCAGAAACAGCGAUGAUUAUUUCCCAGAUGAUGAAAAUUCUCAUGUUUGGCAUAUAUAUGCGAAUACAAUGAAUAAUAUCUGGACAACAAUGAUGUAUAGUUUGCCAGAUUGGGACAUGUUUCAAACAAACCAUAAAUUUGGCGAAUUUCAUGCUGCAGCCAGAGCUAUCAGUGGAGGUCCAAUGUACAUCACAGAUCAUCCAAAUGACCAUAAUAUCGAAGUUCUAGCAAAAUGCUUAAUCAAUAUACCAACUUAUAAUUCAAAUAUAUCAACUCCGGUAAUUUCAGCACCAAAACAAACAAAAUUAUCAACCAAAUUACUACAAAAAAUUUUAAGAAGCCAGAGUUCUGCUCUACCAUCUCUUUCAACUUUAUUUCAAGAUUCUACCAAAGUUGAUAAUUUGUUGAAAAUAUUCAACACCAACAAAAGGAUCGGGAUAAUUGGAUUGUGGAAUUGUAGAAAUCACGUAUUAAUGGAUCAAGUUUGUAUCGAGGAUGAUUAUGGUCAAAUAUUUGGAUCCGAAGAUCCUGACGCUAAAUACGCGAUGUACUUUUUCCAAAACAGAAAAGCGUGUUUAGUCAACUUUGACGAAAAAAUUCCCAUAAUUGUGCAGCCUGCAGCUUUUGAAAUCGUGACACUUUCUUCGAUCGAUGUUGCAACUGGACAAAAAUCCCCCGAAGGCAAAUUCAACAUAAUGGUCGCAUGCUUUGGCUUAAUCGACAAAUAUAACGGAUCUAGAGCCGUGCACUCGGCUGAAUUUAUAAGUGAAAAAGAUUACUAUUCAAAAAUAGGCUUAUCCAAAGCAAAAGAUCAAAAAAGCAGAGUGAUUUAUAAGGUUGAAUUAAUUGGGUACGGAGAGAUUGGAUUUUAUUUGGAUGGACCAGUAUCUGAGAUUAAAGCUUGUCUGGGAAUUAGGGUGUUAAAUGAUGAAAGAGUGAAAUAUGACAGCGAAAGCAAGUUGCUUAUGGUUAGAAUGGGGUUGAAAGAUAUGGAGGAAGAUGGGUUUAGAAAUGAAAUUGAUCGAGCAAAUGGAGAUAUUUUAAUGGUGAAAUUAUUUUUAGAACUUGUAAUUUGUUAG